GUUGAGGGAGGGAUGUUUGGGGAUCAUACGGAAUGAGCAGCAUAGCAACACCGGCAGGAGCAAGCAGCACGUGCAUAUUGCGCCACCUAUGACUUGGGCAGACGACGACACCUUGUUGAAGGCCGAUGUGGACGCUAACGUUUCAUCUCAGACUUGUCCACGAGUUUGUGUUGCUAUACCUGGCGGUCAUCAAACUUACAGGUGAAUUGUCACUGAGAAAUCUUAUUGAUUGUGUUCACACUGUGGAGCUAUUUAUAUCCAUGGAUAAUACAGAAUGUAAUAGUAUAAACUGGGGAAUAAACCAAGAGGACAUGAGCCGAUCAGACUUUGCAGAACAAUAUCAAUUUGAUAACGGGGCCGCUCCAUUACUCAUAGAAGCGUUCACGGACGAGCUGUUACGGCAGAUGACAACAGAGCCCCAUAUGGAUCGACUAAGUAUGGAGCAGGCACAGUACCUCAAAGACCGCCUUAAGGGCUUGUAUGCCUUCCUUAAAAACCACCCUGCACUUAUGGACAGAAGGCUAAAGGUUGGAUCCAGGAAACCACAAAUACCACAGAAAAAUAAAUAUAUACCGCAGAAACGUACCUUCCAGAAUGCCCUAUCAGAACCCGUGUGUCCGUCUAGGACUGAAUGGCGGCUGCUCAGGUCAGCACGUGAUAUCAAUGACACGGAAGUAGAAAUCUUCCAGCCGCCAGAGGGCAACGAAGGUCACCAAUGGUUCUACACAGUCACCUGUAACACACAACAUGAAAUCAUGGACAACCCAGAAUGCCCUGCGUGUUGUCGAGGAAUCCAUCGGACAAGGUAUUGGUCGCGAUGCAUGCCGAAGAAGUCGUACGUGAUGGCGUUGGUGCGACGUCCCGGCGACACCUACUACGACUGGAACUGGAUCCAGGUGGAAUCCAGCUGUAACUGUGCUAUAUCUCCGUUCAUUCAGGGCCGCAUCUAGGGUCUUUAUUCACCGUGUACAGUACCAGCCGGAUUAAAAUACCGGGAAAAAACACCGUCUUUCUUGUCAUUCGAAUACUGUCACAUAAUACACCACUCAACUUUUGAAAGGGAUACUGAGAUAUCCCAUACUGCUACAAUACUAAUAAACUAACGUUUAGUCUUUGAAAUGAUUUCAAGAUUUUCUUUUUUCUAAUGUCUUUUAUGUAUAUCAUAAAAAGUGCCCAUAUAGUCACUAUAUUUUCAUGAAAGUGAAAAGAUAUAUGCCUGCCUCAGAAUCGAUAAUUUGCGAAUGAUUAUAGAAAGGUUUUGUCACUUUUAUUUCGUAUGACAACAUACAUUUAGU
Haliotis rufescens (red abalone) is the source of this 1295-nucleotide messenger RNA. RefSeq lists its product as uncharacterized. Gene Ontology annotation, biological process: nerve growth factor signaling pathway; nerve development; negative regulation of neuron apoptotic process. NCBI's taxonomy places the organism in Eukaryota, Metazoa, Mollusca, Gastropoda, Lepetellida, Haliotidae. Gene Ontology annotation, molecular function: nerve growth factor receptor binding; growth factor activity. The transcript is spliced from 6 exons. The record is from RefSeq and is a predicted model, not a curated record. Bases 126 to 950 code for a protein of 274 amino acids.